Caenorhabditis auriculariae is the source of this 2751-nucleotide messenger RNA. The record is from the annotation of a GenBank genome assembly. NCBI's taxonomy places the organism in Eukaryota, Metazoa, Nematoda, Chromadorea, Rhabditida, Rhabditidae.
AUGUCGCAGAGAAAGUGCGUAGUGAGUGAAAUUCCAUUUUUCUUCUUUUUGAAAAUGAAUAAUUCAGAAAAAUUCGCUUAAAACAACCGGGAAAGGGAAACCAGCACCUGAGGCAAAAGGUGGCAAUAUUCUCGCAUGGGUUCGCUUGUUCUUUCAUUAAAUAUGAAGCAAAAAUUGAUUUUAGGGCCAAAAAGUUCUUACACAAAAGAUGAACAAAACGAAAGGCUCAUCAUAUAGAGUAAAUUCAAAAUAUUUUUUUUAAGUUUGAAAAAACUUGAAGGGGCCGCUGAAGAAAAAAGGUCCGACAAAGAAUAAUUCUGACGAAAAAGUGACUCCAAUUGCAGUGUGAGUUUUUUAUCCCGCAAAAUCCUAUUUUUACUACCAAUCUUUAGUUGAGAUCUUUUAUCUACGUAUCACUUAACAGAUUUUUUUUUCAACAUGUCCUUUUGAUUUUCAUUCCUCAACCUAUGGUUGUUUAAUUAGAAUAAAAAGCUGACCAUUUUCACUAGUUUAUUCGACGACUUGAACAAAUUCCUGCACCCUUACACUCAAAAACCUUUCAGAGUCAGGAGCUCCACCGCGGCAUCAACACCAACUCGUUCCGGCUCUGCUGCAAACCUAGCAGGAGGUUCAGAUCGUGGAAAUUUGCCAACUGAAACAGCAGCGGAGCAAGCAAAGAGUCCAACUUACAAAAAAGAGAAGCCGAAGAUGCGGGAGAAAGAACUCGCGAAGCCACAGUCGACUUCCAAGGAGAAAAAAAAGGGGGCGAAUGACUUGGAAUUAGAUGACACUACGAAGAGGAAGUCGCAAAGAAAGGCUGUUGUGACGAAGGUACUGAGAAAAAGAUGAAAUUAAAAAAGAUAUUUUUCAGAAAGAUAAAUCGGAUGGUCCGAAAAAGACGAAAGAAGAGGCGAUGAAGGACUAUUUUUCGACGAAAGCAAAGCUGAGCAGCACCAAGUCUCAUAAGGUACAAGAUUUGAUGCGUCUAAACUUAUGCUAUCAUUCAGAAAAAUGACGUUUGCGUUGAUGAUCCAACACUUGACGUCAUGCCUCGAAAAGCGCCUAAUUCUUUAUUACAAGGAAAGGUGAUAACGAACUUCUAAUUGAACCAAAAAAAAAAAAAAUAUUCUGAAGUCAACCCAAAAUAAUUCAGAAAAAGAAAAAGAAGAAACUUUUCGGGUCGGACCCCGAUUCGUCAAACGAAGCGACGGUUUCUGUGCUCCAAGCGGUGGAAGAGACAAGCUCCUAUAAGACAAGCUUCUAUAAGGAAAACAAUGGCGAGCUGUUUCUCAAGCCGUUCGGAUGGCCGUUUUGGAUGAUCCCAAUGGAGCCUACUGAAUCGGAUUUGGUAAGGAGAAAUAUUUUGUUUGUUUAAAUCUAAUAUCAUCAAGGAAGAAGUCGAGGAAGAUCAUACAGUAACAAACGAACACAUCGUAAUGGUCUUGUCGAACACGAUUCCCGCAGAGCCAAAACUGGUAUUUAAGUUAGUUUUGUGAAUGAACUUUUUGAAACUGAAACAAACCUACAGCCGUGUUCGAGACGAGUACGAGCUGCUGACAAAGCUCCAAACGCAGGACGUCGCCUUCGAAACCAGUCGAGUUUUCAUGAACACCGUCACCAGCGUUAUAAACUUGUCGGCUCGUGGGUUUCCAUCUUUGAUACAGUGAAGUCGGAUUUCGAAAUAGAAUAGAAGAUGGAGUUCUUCACAGUCUUUAAUUUUGCGAGUUUGAACUGAAACUUUUCUUUUUAAAUUUGGCAACGCCUGUUUUUUCAAAUUUCCCUUUGAAAAAUUGGUGGUAUGAAAAAAACUCCAGCGAAAAUUUAAACGGCGACUUUUCCGAUUUUUUCAUAUCGCUAGGGAACUUUCCGACGGUCACCUUUCCGACGAAACUUUUUCCGACUUUUUUUCUCGAUAAAAUCAUCGUUUUCAAUCUUCCUAUAUAAAGUAGGUUGUUGGUUCAUGAUUAAAACACAAAGAAAUAGGAAAAAAAAAAUGUUUAUAGAUGUUUUAUAAACCGAAAAACAUAAGGGAAAAAAGUCGGAAAAGGAUUUUCAUACCAUUGAAAUGACCCAUCGAAAAUGUACAGUAAACGUUCAAAAAAAGGAUUAUUGUCAAUUUUCAGUUUCUAACGCAACUAAUUCAACUCACUAUACGAUAAGAAACAAGAGAAGGGAACUUUUUCUUCAAAAAAACCCAAAAAGGAACAUUUUUUGUUUUCGCAUUAAUUUUCGAUGGGUUAUUUCUGAUCACCCUAUGGCGCUUAACAGAUAAUUUCUUAUGGUCAAUAUUUGGUAGUUCUCAAGCUUACUUUAAGUUAGGACAUAUAGCUGAUUCACUGCUGGCUUGAGCCAUCGAAAAAAUGGUCCUAACACGAUAAUGCACGAGAUAGCGCCUGGCUCGUGGAGAGCGCAGACAGGACACGCCUCUUAGCGUCCCAAGCUGGCCGUGAAUCAGCUAUAUUUAAAAGUUCAUUUUUUUUUCUGUAGAAUAAUCUAAAAAUUUCUAAAGGCGUAGUUCUGCGAGAAGGUAACGAAGACGACGCAACCCAAGCGAGCGAAAACGUGAAAGAAGAAAAAUGCCCAGUUAUAUCGUGGAAGUCUACGCCCACUGUGUGCUUCUAUGAUGUGAGAAAAUUUGGUAAUUACUGAAUAAAAACACUGGAAACGCUUCAGAGGAGCACGCCGAUCGAGUCGACGCGGAAGUUCAUAGCCAGCAGCUGUAGCAAAAGUUCAAGUAGUACUCAGAAAUAA